AGUAGCGGUACUCACAGGUCAGCCAUUAUUCUGAGCUUCGGCUGCCGUUGAUUCCCGUGUCAUCUCUCCGCGUCCUGGUGCCCAGGAGGCGAUACCCAAUGCCGGAGGCGCAGCGGGAAUCCCCGGUCUUCUAGAUGAUAUUCUCCAAGCUUUAAGGAAGCAAGGAUUGAAGCAAGGAUUGAAGGGGCCUGGAGAGGAGCCUUUCUUAAAUGACGACAAUGACAAGAGAAAAUUGGGCCCACAAUGCUCUGAGACAAGAGGGUCUUGUUAAAGGGAAGGAUGAUACCUGGAAAUGGGGAACCAGCUUCCAAGGAAGCAGCUCCUCUGUUUGGGAGACCUCCCACCUGCACUUUAGACAGUUACGUUACCAUGAGACAUCUGGACCCCAGGAAGCACUGAGCCGGCUCCGGGAGCUCUGUCGUCGAUGGCUGAGGCCAGAAGCACGUACUAAGGCCCAGAUCCUGGAACUGCUGGUCCUGGAGCAGUUCUUGAGCAUUCUGCCUGGGGAGAUUCGGACCUGGGUGCAGAUCCAUCGCCCUGGGAGUGGUGAGGAGGCUGUGGCCCUGGUAGAGGAGCUACAGAAAGACCUCGAUGGACCAGCACUAAAAGUUCCAGUUCUUGUUCAGCACCAGGACAUUCUUCAGGAAGGGAUGAACACUCCAGGAACAGCAGUUCCUCAUGCACCCAUUGGCAGCCGCAUAGCAACUGAAAUUUGCCAAAAUCCUUUUACUGACCCAGUGAUGUUCAAUCUUCAGGAUCCACAACAUGCUUUUGCUCCUUCAGAUUCUCCUGCCCCUGAAGCUUCUGCCCUUUCCCAGGAAGAGAACCCAAGAAAUCAAUUAAUGGCCCUCAUGCUCCUAACAGCCCAGCCCCAGGAGUUGGUGAUGUUUGAGGAAGUGUCAGUAUGCUUUACUUCAGAGGAAUGGGAGUGUCUGGGCCCGAUUCAGAGGGCUUUAUACUGGGAUGUGAUGUUGGAGAAUUAUGGAAAUGUGACCUCCCUAGAAUGGGAGACCAUGACUGAGAAUGAGGAGGUGACACCAAAGCCAAGCAUUUCUCAAAGAGCCGAUUCUCAAAAAGGAACAUCCAAAAGACUUCAGGGAGGUGUUCCUCAGAUCCUAGAUUUUGAGGAAGCAUGUGAAUGGCAAGUUUUGGCAAGUCAUUGGGGAACUAAAACAGGGGAAAGAGAUACCCUAAAGAAAGUUUCCGUCUGUGAAAGAGAUAAGAAGAAAAGGACUCUACCAGAAAAACAAGGCCAAAAGUGGAAGGAAUUUGGAGAAAGCUUGACUUCAGGUUCAGCUCUUUCUGAAAGUUUAAUAGGUACUGAAGGAAAGAAGUUUUAUAAAUGUGAUAUAUGUUAUAAACAUUUCAAUAAAAUCUCCCAUCUUAUAAACCAUCGGAGAAUCCACACUGGUGAGAAACCUCAUAAAUGUAAGGAGUGUGGAAAAGGCUUUAUUCAGCGCUCAAGCCUUCUAAUGCAUUUACGGAACCAUUCUGGGGAGAAACCUUAUAAAUGUAAUGAAUGUGGGAAAGCCUUCUCUCAAAGUGCUUACCUUCUAAACCAUCAGAGAAUCCACACUGGGGAGAAGCCUUAUAAAUGUAAGGAGUGUGGAAAGGGCUUCUAUAGGCAUUCAGGCCUUAUUAUACAUCUAAGGCGCCAUUCUGGGGAGAGACCUUAUAAAUGUAAUGAAUGUGGGAAAGUUUUCUCUCAGAAUGCUUACCUCAUUGACCAUCAGAGGCUCCACAAAGGGGAAGAACCUUAUAAAUGUAACAAGUGUCAGAAAGCUUUCAUUCUGAAGAAGAGCCUCAUUCUGCACCAGAGAAUCCACUCUGGGGAAAAGCCCUAUAAAUGUGAUGAAUGUGGAAAAACCUUUGCUCAGACCACUUACCUUGUUGACCAUCAGCGGCUCCACAGUACAGAGAACCCAUAUAAAUGUAAAGAAUGUGGAAAAGUUUUCAUUCGAAGCAAAAGCCUCCUCUUACACCAGAGAGUACACACAGAAAAGAAGACUUUUGGUUGCAAAAAAUGUGGGAAGAUUUUCAAUUCAAAGUCAAACCUCAUUGACCAUAAGAGGAUGCAUAGCAGAGAGAAGCCAUAUAAAUGUACUGAAUGUGGGAAAGCCUUCACUCAGAGUGCUUACCUUUUUGACCACCAGAGACUCCACAAUGGAGAGAAACCUUACGAAUGUAAUGAGUGUGGGAAAGUUUUCAUUCUAAAGAAGAGCCUCAUUUUACAUCAGAGGUUCCAUACUGGAGAGAAUCUCUAUGAAUGUAAAGACUGUGGCAAGGUCUUUGGUUCUAACAGAAACCUCAUUGACCAUGAAAGACUACACAAUGGGGAGAAGCCCUAUGAAUGUCGAGAGUGUGGGAAGACUUUCAUCAUGAGCAAAAGUUUCAUGGUCCAUCAGAAACUACAUACACAGGAGAAAUCCUACAAAUGUGAGGAUUGUGGGAAGGCUUUUAGUUAUAAUUCAAGCCUGCUCGUACAUCGGAGAAUCCACACUGGAGAAAAGCCCUUUGAAUGCAGUGAGUGUGGAAGGGCUUUCAGUUCUAACAGAAACCUCAUUGAACAUAAGAGAAUCCACAGUGGUGAGAAACCCUAUGAGUGUAAUGAGUGUGGUAAAUGCUUCAUUUUGAAGAAAAGCCUCAUUGGACAUCAGCGAAUUCACACAAGGGAAAAAUCUUAUAAAUGCAGUGACUGUGGGAAAGUCUUCAGUUACCGCUCAAACCUUAUAGCCCAUCAGAGAAUCCAUACUGGUGAGAAGCCCUAUGCAUGUAAUGAGUGUGGGAAAGGCUUUACUUACAACAGAAACCUCAUUGAACAUCAAAGAAUUCACAGUGGGGAAAAAACCUAUGAAUGUCAUAUAUGUAGAAAAGUUCUUACCUCUAGUAGAAAUCUUAUGGUACAUCAAAGAAUCCACACUGGAGAGAAGCCUUAUAAAUGUAAUGAGUGUGGAAAAGACUUCAGUCAGAAUAAAAACCUUGUUGUACAUCAGAGGAUGCACACUGGGGAAAAACCAUAUGAGUGUGAGAAGUGUAGAAAAUCUUUUACUUCUAAGAGGAAUUUAGUUGGCCACCAGAGAAUCCAUACAGGGGAGAAACCGUAUGGGUGUAAUGAUUGUAGUAAAGUUUUUAGGCAGAGAAAAAACCUUACUGUACAUCAGAAAAUUCAUACAGAUGGAAAACUUUGUGAAUGUGAUGAGUCUGAAAAAGAAUUCUCUCAAACUUCAAACCUUCAUCUUCAACAAGAAAUCCAUACUGUGGAAGAAUUCUCUUGGCUCCAAAAUGCCAAUGAGUCCAAGACAGAGAUUCAGAAAAUCUAGUGUCAUUUGUAAAAGGGGAUAAAAUCCCUGCCUACCUAAGUAACUAUUAGACAAAUGGCAGUGUAUGGUCCUUGCAAGGAAAAAAAUUCAUGAUUGACCCUUUUGUAGACAAAUGAUUUGCAUGUGAAAGAAAGUUAAUCUAGACUUUCAAGACUACAUAAACCAAAUUCUAGUUAAAGAAUAUUAUGUCCCAGAUCAUUUGUUAUGACUCUGGAAAGGAGCCUUAGAGCACUUGAAGGCUCUGAAGAACCUUACAACAUGUAAUGAUGUAGUUGUAAAUGAUAGCAAAAAUAUCUUUGUAUUAAGAAAUGGACAUUGUUCCUGGAAAUGUGUAUAUUGUACAUUUUAAAAAUAGCAUCACUGCUACAAAAAGUCUCUAUUGACCAUAUGAUUGAGACAUGUCAGACAUGGAGUUGAGUGGGCAAGAGUCUGCUGUUUGAGGACAACUUAAGAAGAGUACUAGAUUUGGAAUUAGAAGACCGAGGUUUGGGUCCUGGCUCUUCCUCUUACUAGCUAUGUGAUGUUGUUAAGUCAGCCUCUAGGCCUCAGUUUCUCUGUCAGUCAAGUGUUGACAUAAUGCUUUCUUAAAAGGGUUUGAGGAUUAAGUGAAAGGAUGGUUGUGAACAUACUUUGUGAAAUAAUUUAGUUGUCAAUAAAGUUGGGUAAAAGAGGUAUGGUCAAAAUCUAGAACAUGGCAUAAUGUAAUGUUUGUUUAUUACGUCAAUAUUAGGACUCUGGGAACUUCAAAAAUACUCAUUUUUUAAGAGGAAGUAUGAUGGAUAGCUUACUUUGGAUUUAAUAGUCUAGAAGACUUUUUAAAAAGAUAGCUUUCAGAAUUUGAUGGGAUUAAUAGAUAAUAUGCCUAGUUUGUUUUGGUGGUAAAAUACUGGCUUAUUAUGGAAAAGCAAUAUUAUGUCCAGUUGUUAACACUGAGGCCAAGGAAAACUGUUUUUCAACCUUCAGAUUUGAAACCUGGCAGAUGUAGAAUGUCAAAAUGGAAGGACAGUCCUGUGUUGCUUUCCUUGUUCAUAGGGAAAAAUCCUUAACUCCAACCCCUGAGCUAAUGAUCGCUGCCACUUUAUUCUCAGUUCUAAUCAACAUUUCACCAUUGCUGACAUAUGAAAGCUUGUUACUCAAGAAGCAACAUUCUGUUCCAGUACUCAACUUACUAAUAAGUUUCACAAGAACCAAGUCCUUAAAGCUCUGAUUAAAUCGAUUCAGAAUCCACCCCUGAGUGGUCAGGCCCAUUACUGCCUGUGAACCAAUCAUUCAUUCAGUCUGUUCUCUUUUGUACAUUUGUAGAUUUAAUUCAUCCUAUAUUCUUGAGUUGCUAUUUUUAUAUUGUAAUUCUCAAGACUCCCAGUUCUGCAGCUGGACUAUAAAUACCUUAAUAUCCAGAUUGUGUUUCUAAUAAUAGCAUUGAACUGAUGUGUUGAUAAAUGUUACUAAUUCAACCUCA
This is a messenger RNA of Leptonychotes weddellii (Weddell seal), 4779 nucleotides long. It is a transcript of the gene ZNF197, whose product is annotated as zinc finger protein 197. Lineage: Eukaryota; Metazoa; Chordata; Mammalia; Carnivora; Phocidae. The record is from RefSeq and is a predicted model, not a curated record. Gene Ontology annotation, biological process: regulation of DNA-templated transcription.